Messenger RNA from Dicentrarchus labrax (European seabass), 4075 nucleotides. RefSeq names its product otoancorin (gene otoa). Lineage: Eukaryota; Metazoa; Chordata; Actinopteri; Moronidae. The transcript has 29 exons. Gene Ontology annotation, biological process: cell-matrix adhesion. The record is from RefSeq and is a predicted model, not a curated record. Bases 188 to 3640 code for a protein of 1150 amino acids. Gene Ontology annotation, cellular component: cell surface.
CUCUGCCUCAGUUGAGGACAGGUAACCGCCCAGUCAACUCACAUCAGAUGUGAGAGACAGGCAGAGGAACAACACGCUCAUCCUCACGUUGUCUACAUCCUGUUUUUAAAAUUGUGUCGUUUCUAGAAUCUUCCAGCGAGCAGACGCAGAUUCUACAGGUUCAACAUAACUGGCAGGUCUUUUCACCAUGGCUCCAAAAGGAGGAACCUGUUUCCUUCUACUGACUCUGGCCUGUACAGCCUUGGCCAUGAGCUCUACUGUGAUGCCUUCAGACUUCAAAGACAUGGCAAAAAAAAUGAUGAGGAAGUGCCAGGAUGAGGGAUAUCCAGUGCCAAAGAUGGCGGUGCUGAAAACUGUCUUCAAUAACAGUGACAUGCCUAUGGAGAACAGAAACACUGGCCAAACCAACACCCUCCUAUCUACCUUCGAGAGCAUCCUGGAUUCAGUCUCUCUCGUCAAAGGCUCACUUAGCCGUCCCCCCUUGGAUGACUCAGAUAAAAUGACAAACAUGAUGAAGAACUGCAGCUAUCUUGCAACCAUGAUCAAGAUGAUGAGGAACUCCUCUGACACAUCUGCGUGUUACAUGCAAGCAUUUAUGGCCCCUCUGUCCUGGAUGACUUUGACCACACAGAGUGAAAAAAACAUGGAGUCAGAUGACUAUGACACACUGCUGUGGGCUGCAAAACCUGCACUGCAGGAUAUGCUUCCUUCAAGAAUGAAACUUCCAGUCCAAGCCGAGCCCCAAAAUGUGAAAAAGAUGAUGAAGAUGCUGCAGGAGAUGUAUGAUCCUAUGUCUGAAGACCAAAACACUCAGGUGGUAAAAUGGGCAAAACAGCAGAUCACCCAGAACUACUUCAACUGUACAAUGACGCCAUUACCUGACUCAAGAUUAAAGCUGAUGGAGACGUGCAAAUCUACAGUGAAAUGGCUGAGCACGGAGGCGUUGACCAUGUUGGGACCAUACCUCUCCCGUUUAGCACCAAACGAUGUAGAUUCUUCUCCCAAAGAAAAGCUUUGUGAAUUUUUCCGUUUGGCCCAGUUCAAAUCCGCCUUAAAAAUGACCACCGCCAUGAACCCAAGCCUGGCCAAGAAGUUUCUCCAAAAAUUUCAAGAGUGCUUCAGUGCGAAGGAGUUUGCACAACAUUUGGACAAGCUCGGCCCACUGGCCUGUUAUUAUUACACAGUGCCAGACCUGUCUCCUGAACUCAGCAAGCAACUCCUCUCUGAACUCGACAACUGCAACAACCCCAGAAUCGAACAGCUGAAGAAUCGCCUUGUCAAGUCUGUGAUUUCAAAGUCCAACACUGCUAAAGCACUACUUGAACUGGGCAGCAGUGUUACCUUGUUGUCACCCAAACAACUGUCCGAAGUCUCUGGCAACGAUCUCAAAGAGAUUCUGAAAAAUCUGGGACCGGCUGUCCAAUGGACACGGGGCCAGCUGCGCGCCCUGGUCAAGAAACAGCUGGGCAAUAUAAAGUGUAAAAAUGUGUCGGGUGAGGAGCUGAAGGCCCUUCAGACAAUUGCAGGAGGUUUGCCAAGGUGUUUGCUGAAGAAGGUGAAAGCCCGGGAGAUCCUGAAUGACACAGAGGCCCUGAGGAACAUCUCCAGGUCGAUGAGGAAGGGGCAGCUGAAGGCCAUGCUGCAGGGGCUCCGUGAGGGUGUGGAUCCCUCAGAACUUGUGCAGAAGUUGGAUGGCGCUUUGCUUCACUGUGUUUCUCUGAGCAACCUAGCCAAAGCAAACAUCACCUCUUUGGACCAAGUGGAGAAUAAAAUGUGGAGUCUGCCACAGGCAGCCUACCUGGCAAAAAAGAUGGACGAUCUAAAGCAGCUUAAAUAUAGAGGGUCAGUCCUUCAGGGCAUAACCUGUAAGAUGAUUGACAAAAUAGCAGACGGUGAUGUGCAACAGAUCGCUCAGGCCAUAGCAGGGAGUUCACAGUGGCUCUCCAAAGUGCAGGCAGGAUGUGCUGCCCGAAAGCUUUUUUCGACUUUGGAGAACCAGAGAGCUGACUUUUUCAAAACCAUCACUUUGAUGGAGAUGGAUAACAUUCCCACAUUCUUACUACUUCAACUGCCGCCUUUGAAGGUGAAGGAUUUGCCUGACUCUGUGUGUCCCGUCUUCCUCAACAAGAUGGAAGAGGCCAACCUGACCUCAUUGCCUCAUCGUGCCCCAUCUCGCCUCGCUCUUGCCCAGAGAGCUCUGCUUUGCCUGGUCAGUGGGAAUGACUUAUCCGGACUGACAACUGAGGAUGUGUCCAGGCUUGGGCCGCUCUUGUGUGAGCUUCAGCCUUCCCAACUGCGCCUCAUGGCCCCCAAUGUCCUCAACUCCAGCCUCCAAGCCAUGGCUUCCUGCCAGCACAUUCCUCAACACCACAGGGCAGAUCUAAUUCAGCUGGUCAACCAGACUUUUGGGGAUGCAUCUGAUUGGUCAGCAGAGACUAUGGAAGAACUGGGUCCGCUCCUCCUUUUGGAUGAUAAUUCCACAUCUGCUCUUCCCAAAAAGCCUUGGAUGAAAGACGUUCUCUAUUUCCUGAAGUCACGCCUGACCCAGACUUCUGAUGCACUGGAAAAGAAAAUCUUUGAUCUCACCACCACCGUCACCACCACCACAUCAAAUACAGUGCGUAAAAAGAGAACAGCCAGCAGUAUCAGUGAUCAUGUUGGCAAUGGCAACAGUAGCAGUAACAGUGGGACUGACAGUGCUAAGGUACCUUCUGUGGAGCUGAUUGAAGAACUGGGAAUGGACAACAUCUACUGGACAGCUGCACAGCUGGAUCAGAUGUCAACCGAGACCUUCCUCGCUACUGUAGAAACACUUGGGAAAAUCCCUGACUACAGCGCAGACCAACUGGCCGUCCUCAGUAAAAAAGCAACUGAGGCCUUUGGCCCAGUGUCAGCAAUGAAUGAGACUGCGGUGACACAGAUGGGCUGUAUAAAUCAGGGCUUCUCCGACGCAGACCUGGAGAAGCUCCCCUUCUCACUGGACACUCUGGAGGAAAUUGACCACUGUGGUUGGAGUGAGUCACAGAUGGAGCCGGUGUGGAAGGCUGUUGCUAAAUACAACAACCUGACAGCGGAGCAGCUGGGAGCAACAGAGAUGGUCUCACUGAGCCAGUUCAUCUGCGGUCUAAACUCCAGAGAGAUCGGACAACUCAACAUGGACGCCUUCAAGGACGCUGUGGGCUCAAUGGAUGGUGUUCAGUGCUCCUUCAAUGUUACACGACAGUUGACAAAUCUCGCUGUGUCCGCAUUUGGAGAUCCCAGCACCUGGACUGAAGCACAAGUGGCUGACCUGGGAAACAUCAUUGCUGGGUUGGAUGCAACUGAACUGGCUGCAUUAGAUGCGUCUGUCUUCUCAUUUAUCAGCAAGUCGUGCAUCCCACUUAUACCAUCAACAAACUUUGCUGCUCUCUCUGCUGCUCAGCUGCAGGCUCUUGGACCUGACAACAUUGCCAUGGUAACCAGUGAACAGCUAGGUGCCCUGGGUUCUGAUCAACUGGCUGCUCUUGAAAGUACCUUGACCGGAGCUCGUGAGCAAACACAAAACUCUGGCCAGUCAGGAGCUCCAUCACUGACUGUCGAGGGGAUGUCGGCUUACAUGAAGCCUCUUCUGUUUCUCCUCACGGGGUUCCUGCUGCUGUGAGAACAGAGCCACCACAUCCUACUGCAAGACUGGCAGGAGCCUAAGCUAACCACACACACACACACACAGAAGUUAUCAUUAUAGUGCACUUUUGACGACAUGUUAUUCUUAUGUUAUUUGUGAUGAAGACAUGUUUCUCGUAGAUUGAUUAUCUGAGCUAAUUUGUGUGUGAGCGUAGGAGUGUGGCUGUAACAACUACAUAACAUAAUCUAAUGACCUGGUAAGAUGUGUAAGGAUUCUUUAUUAUUAUUUUAAAGUUAAGUUUACUUUUAAAUAUUCUGUCUCUAUAUAUUUGUAAGAAAGUAUAUUUUAAUAGAAUGAAGGGGAAUCUGUAAUGUGUGUCCUCCAUAUGGGAUGUCUUUAUUUGGAUAUUUGUACUGACAAAAUGGAAAAUUACAAAUGACUUAACUCAAUAAAGAAUAUUAAUAUACUGAG